Molecule: messenger RNA, 438 nt
Organism: Zingiber officinale
Lineage: Eukaryota; Viridiplantae; Streptophyta; Magnoliopsida; Zingiberales; Zingiberaceae
Product: spidroin-2-like
Exons: 1
Coding region: 1-438 (145 amino acids)
Source: RefSeq, a predicted model, not a curated record
AUGGUGCACGGCGGCAGCCAUACGCCGUCCAGCCAUCGCCUGGCAACGGGCAGCCACACGCCGGCCAGGCAGCGGACUGCCGGAGGCCAGGCAGAGGCUGCCGGAGGCAAGGCAGGCCCUGCCGGAGGCCAUGCAGGGCCUGCCGGAGGCCAGGCAGCGGCUGCCGCCGCCGGCCAUGCACAAGGCCAGCAAGCGCCUGGCGCCGGCCAGGCAGCGCCUGGGGCCAGCCAGGCAGCGCCUGGCCGCGGCCAGCCCGCGCCGGCAGGCAGCCCCGCGACGCCGACAGAGAGAGAUCCGAGAUCGUUUUGCUUACCAAACGAAAACCUUCCACCGCCGAUCGACGUAGAUCACGCCGUCGUCGGUCGGAGUUGUGGCCGAAACCUGGAAAUCGCAGAUGGGAAGAAGGGGGAACGGGGGAGAGAGGAAAGAAAAGAGUGA